This is a messenger RNA of Monoraphidium neglectum, 1272 nucleotides long. RefSeq lists its product as hypothetical. Bases 1 to 1272 code for a protein of 423 amino acids. The record is from RefSeq and is a predicted model, not a curated record. Gene Ontology annotation, biological process: phragmoplast assembly; cytokinesis by cell plate formation. Gene Ontology annotation, molecular function: microtubule binding. NCBI's taxonomy places the organism in Eukaryota, Viridiplantae, Chlorophyta, Chlorophyceae, Sphaeropleales, Selenastraceae. The transcript has 9 exons.
AUGCGGGUGCCUCUGAUAGUGCACGCACGCACAGGUGUGCACUCGCAGGACUUGGAGGCGUUCCUGACACACAUAUACCGCGCCCUGGCGGCAGCCACCCCCCUCAAGGACAAGGUCAACGUCCUUGCCUACUUCGAGACCCUCUGCGCCGACACCACCGCCGCCAACGUGCUCAUCAACAGCAGCCUCACCAUGCUGUUCGUGCGCAUGCUGCGCAACGGGCGCGCGCCCCUGCUGCGCGUGCGGCUGGCGGGGGUGCUGGGGCUGCUGGUGCGGCAUGCGACCUUCAUCGCAGAGGAGCUGGCCGCCACGCAGGUGGUUGAGAUCCUAACGGAGGCGCUGCGCGACAAGAACGAGCGCGUGCGGCGCAGGGUGAUGGCGACCCUCGGCGAGCUGCUGUUCUACAUCGCCACCCAGCAGCAGGACAGCGGCGCCGGCAGCGUUGCUGAUGUCAGCGCGGCCUGGGGCAUCAGCAGCGCUACGACGGGCGGCGUGGUGCGGCUGCUGCGGCCGGGGGAGGACGAGAUCUGCCAGCACUACGCGGUGAAGACGAUCGAGAACAUCUGCAGCCAGGGGGGCGAGUGGGCGGCAACGUUUUCAACAAUGGAGGUCGUGUCCAGCCUGGUAGCGCUGCUGGGGUCAUCCUCCGGCGACAACCUCAAGGCCACCGCCGCCUCCACCCUGGCCCGCCUGCUGCGCGCCAGCCCGCCGCUGAUGGGGGCGCUGCUGGACAAGUGGGGCGCGGGCGUCAUCCUGUCGGGCCUGAGCGACACCAGCAGCAAGGUCCAGAUCAGCGCCGCCAACAUGCUGAACCAGCUGCUCAGCGCGCCAGACAACGUGGCGCGCGCACGGGCCGCGCUGGCUGCUGACGAGCGCGCCGUGGUGACUGCGGUGAUGGGGCUGCUGGACCACGCGCUGCCGCUGCUGAGGGCCAAGGGCAUACUGGCGGUGGUGCUGCUCUGCAGGCUGUCGCCGCGGUGGCUGCUGGAGUGCUGCAAGCAGCGGCUGGUACCGCUGAUGGAGCGGCUGCAGCGGGAGCGCGACGCGUACACACAGGAAGCCGCCGCGCAGCUGCGUGUUGAGAUGGCAGCAGCGGUGGAGGCGACGUGCGAGCAGAUACGCGGCGAGCUGGCGGCGGCCGCGGCAGCGGGGGCGGCGGCGAGGGGCCCGCUGCAGCUGCAGCAGCUGCAGGCGAGCGGGGCGGGCGGGGGCGCAGGGGCAUGGGCACAGGUGCUCUGCGGGUCGGGUAGCAGGGAUACGGGCUCACGCUGA